UGAGUAAACGAUAGGAUACUUUGAUUUAGAACAAUGCAGAGAUUUUCCAGUAUGACUGUACAGGCUAGAAAUGUGAAGAGGGAUCUUGCAACGAUUACAAUAUUGUUACUGUUUAUGAUUGCCCUUGUUAAUACUGUUGUUUACAUUUGUUCCAUCUGGGGUGGCACUUUUAAGUUAUUUGUUGAUAAUUCAAUUCGCAAAACAGUGAUUAUCUUCCAAAGCCCACCUCGGCAAAUCAUAAUCCCUCUAAAUUGCAGCAUCAGAAACCAAACACAAUCUUGUCCUUCAAAUUACCCUAAAAUUUUCCAGACAAAAGACCGUAGAAUCCCAUCAUCAUUUCAGCGUAAAUGCCCGGAAUAUUUUCGCUGGAUCCGCGAAGAUUUAAGGCCCUGGAAUAGCACAGGAAUCAGCCGGGAGAUGGUGGAAAGAGCUAAUCAAACGGCUAAUUUUCGCCUUAUAAUUGUGGACAAGAAGCUGUAUAUCGAGAAGUACCGGGGAACAUUUCAAACAAGAGAUGUGUACACUAUAUGGGGCAUCUUGCAACUUCUUCGGAGGUAUCCUGGAGGGCUACCUGACUUAGAGUUGAUGUUUCACUGUGGCGAUUUGCCGGUCAUCCGUUCAAGAGUCUACAGUGCACCGAAUUCAUUAGCCCCACCUCCAUUGUUUGCGUACUCUGGCCGUAAGUCGACCUUGGACAUUGUGUUCCCUGAUUGGUCGUUUUGGGGAUGGGAGGAGAUAAAUAUAAAACCAUGGACCAGUUUGUUAACAGAACUUAAAGAAGGCAACAAUAGGACAAAAUGGAUAGAUAGGAUACCUUAUGCUUACUGGAAAGGAAAUGCUUUCUCAGGCUCUAAAUCUAGAGUAGACCUUCUUUCAUGCAAUGUCUCCGAUAAACAGGAUUGGAAUGCUCGAAUUUAUAACCUGAAUUGGACACGGGAGGUCAAGCAAGGCUUUAAGCAAUCAGACUUAGCAAGCCAAUGCACACACAGGUACAAAAUCUACAUUGAAGGAAAUGCAUGGUCCGUCAGUGAAAAAUACAUUCUAGCCUGUGACUCUAUGACAUUGUUUGUAAAUUCCAAGUAUUAUGAUUUCUUCACAAGAUAUCUACAGCCUAUGCAGCACUUCUGGCCAAUAAGGGAUGACCAGAAGUGCAAAUCCAUCAAGUUUGCUGUAGAUUGGGGUAAUUUUUAUAAACAAAAGGCACAAGAAAUUGGAAAAGCAGCUAGCAAAUUUAUUCAAGAAGAACUGAAAAUGGAUUUCAUAUAUGAUUACAUGUUUCAUCUGCUAAAUGAGUAUGCAAAGCUGUUGAAGUUCAAACCCAAGGUACCUGAUGGAGCUGUUGAGGUAUGCUCAGAGACAAUGGCUUGUGGGGCAAAAGGGUUGCGGAAGAAGUUCAUGAUGGAAACAUUGGUUAAAGGUCCUUCCGUUACAAAUCCAUGCACCUUGCCUCCUUAUGACUCUAAAGUUCUUGAUUCUUUCGAAAGGAAAAAAAUUGAUGCAGUGAGGCGGGUGCAUAAUUGGGAGGAUAAACACCCGGGAAGUUUCAAUUUAAGCAGUAGCUACAGCAACUGGAUCCAUAUCUCCAAUAACAGUCAGCUUAUGCUCGUUCAGAUCAGCUGCGAUUGAAUCUACUCCUGUUACGUAUACAUGUUUCAGAAACCCACAAACAUUAUUGAUCAGUUGAAAAGAAUAAAAUAAGAAGUUAAGAAAUUAAGAAGUAAUAU
Messenger RNA from Mangifera indica (mango), 1724 nucleotides. RefSeq names its product O-glucosyltransferase rumi homolog. The record is from RefSeq and is a predicted model, not a curated record. The coding region runs from base 34 to 1626 and encodes 530 amino acids. The transcript is spliced from 7 exons. NCBI's taxonomy places the organism in Eukaryota, Viridiplantae, Streptophyta, Magnoliopsida, Sapindales, Anacardiaceae.